Symbiodinium sp. CCMP2456 is the source of this 996-nucleotide messenger RNA. The record is from the annotation of a GenBank genome assembly. NCBI's taxonomy places the organism in Eukaryota, Dinophyceae, Suessiales, Symbiodiniaceae.
AUGCGCACUGUCGCGAGCUGGGAGUCACUGGCUGUUGCCGGUGUUACCGUUCAUCGAGAUUGGUUGCUUGUGAACUCCAUCUUUCUUGGCAUCCUUAUGUAUUGCGUUUUCUUUUUCAUCCAUGUAUCAAUCCAUGGCAAGCCACAAGCUGAGACCCCGAAAUUGGAAAGUAUGGAUGUUCGUGUAUCCACUGAUCUCUCUGAUGCAGACGUCCGGGCAGUUUUCGGAGAGAGCGUCAUGCUAAGCCGGGUGGCGGCGUUUACUUGGCGCUCGGGGCGAGCAGUGGCGAACCUCUUGUACUUGUCCUACAACGCAUUCAAGACAGGGAAAACCCUCAACACCCAGAGAGCCUGGAAUUUGGAAUGCAAGAUCGUUGCCUAUGGCGAAGGCGUCUUCGCUCUGGCUUUUUUCUUCACGAUUCUCACGAAUCUCAUCCGGCCCAGCAAGGAAGUUGGAGUGAACCAAGGAAGGUUGAACGUCCGUGGUGCUCUGAGUGCACUUGCAAAUUUCUCGAUCCUCAAAUGCAUUCCGCUGGUAAACCCAGCUAAAGCAAUGGAAGUGAUGAGCAAACUGCAGGCCACCAGAUACGGACCAGGGUUUUUUCUGUAUGCUGCUGCUGCUUGCUAUCUGAUCUUGAUCAUGUUGCCAUUGGCUUUGAUGGCAGUGUUGGUGAAGGUCUCACAGCUGCACUUCAUCACUCAAGCUGUGCAGUGGACUCCGUGGGACUACUUUGCCUUUGCUUUCUUCAUCAAUGCCCUUGCCGGAAUCCCUGGAAACGUGGAUCACGACAGAAUCAGUGCCAUGUUCCGGCUCAUCAAUGCGGCUGAGGCAGAGACCUUCGAGAGAAGAUAUAUGCUCAAGGUGGCAGAGCAGCUUGCCGACUCUUACGGUGACUGGAUUGGGAUCGUCAUGUUGAUCACCAUGUCGCCAACUGAUGUGUGCCAGCUCUUGAACAAAGGCAACAGGACACAGCCACUGCCUGAACCAACCGAUUAG